Molecule: messenger RNA, 2198 nt
Organism: Cuscuta campestris
Lineage: Eukaryota; Viridiplantae; Streptophyta; Magnoliopsida; Solanales; Convolvulaceae
Source: the annotation of a GenBank genome assembly
AAACAAUUCUUGAUCUAUUGAAAAUACGUUGUGUUUUUCUAUGUGAAUAGAAAAAACGUCAUUGGUUUGAGAAGUUCAUGGAAAUCUGUGAAAUGUGCUCAUCAUUAGGAGAAAAGGUUUAUUAAAAUGCAUAAGGUAUUGGCGGUUUGUGAAUAUAUUAUGCAUGAGAGUUAGAAUGAAAAAAAAUUCGCUCUUUUAUAAAAUUUUUCUAUAGUGGAAGUAUGUUUUCAUGCUUGAUUGGUGAGUUGGGGUUCUAAGGUAUAUUUCAAAAUGGGCCUUUGAAUUGCAUGACUCCGGGCCGUGUGGAGAGUUGACAAUCCUCCAUAUCGUGCGCCUGACGGGGAAGAUGGCCGCACUCGGCCGAUUCUUAUCAAAAUCCGCCGAGAAGAGUAUCCCUUUCUUCGGUACGCUGAAGAAGGUUCCACAAUUCCAGUGGACAUCCGAGUGCCAGGCGGCAUUCGAAGAGCUGAAGAAGUAUUUAUUAACUCCGCAGGUGCUAGCAAAGCCGAUCAAGGGCGAGAAGCUGUACCUUUACUUGGGCGUCAGCCCUGGAGCCAUAAGUUCCGUUUUGUUACGGGAAGAAGGGGAUGCUCAGCGCCCCAUCUAUUAUGUUAGCAGAACUUUGAGGGAUGCCGAGCUCAGAUACUCAGUGGUGGAAAAAACAAUCUUGGCCGUCGUCAACACGGUCAAGAAGCUGAACCAUUACUUCCAAGCCCACGAAGUGGAAGUGAGGAGUCAUCAGCCUCUGAGCAUCAUCAUCAGUAAUCCGACGGCCUCUAACAGGGUCAUCAAGUGGUCUGUCUAUCUGAGUAAGUAUCAGAUAGAGAUGAAGCCGAGGGCAGCAAUCAAAGCUCAAGCCUUGGCCGAUUUCAUGGUGGAAUGUACGGCACGUGACAACAACCCCAUACCAAUGGCGGAGCAGGGAGAGUGGUGGACUUUGUCUACUGACGGAUCGUCAGCUGCAAAGGCUUGCGGUGGGGGCGUGGUAAUCCAAUCACCUGAAGGAUUCCGCUCCUAUCAUGCAAUAAAAUUCCAAUUCAAAGUGUCCAAUAACGAAACCGAGCAUGAAGCGUUACUGAGCGGCCUGAGGCUCAUCCUCAACCUAAAGGCCGAGUACGUCUGGAUCAGGUGCGAUUCGCGCCUGGUCGUCAGUCAAAUCAAAGGGGAGUUCGACACCAAGGAGGAACGGAUGCGUCUAUACAAGGAGGCGGCCUUGGAAUUGCUCAAAAUCCUUAAAGGAUACGAGCUCGUGCAGAUCCCGAGGGCGGAAAACACCGAGGCCGACGUCCUCUCUAAACUAAGCAACGACAGCCCCGAGCACAUCUCCAAGAUGGCUCAUAUUGAAGACUUGGGGUCUCCAAGCAUUCACGUGCAACUCGUCUCUGUUGUCACCGAGGAAGCCAGCGGAUGGAUACUUCUGGCCGACCAUGGUGAAGGACUGUGCCAAGCGCGCCAAGCAUUGAAAGGUAUGCCAAAUUUUCCAGAACAUUCCGGGAAGACCAGGAACCAGCUAUUAUCCCAUCAGCUCGUCGAUUCCCUUUGCUCAUUGGGGGAUAGACUUGAUCGGUCUGAUGCCGAGGGCACCCGGGCACCCUCGAAGGUGUUCAUCCCAACAUGGAGAGAAGAAAAUUAUGAAGCCAAGGAGAACGAGGAAACCAUGGCGGCCGAUCUCAAUUUCGUUGAAGAACGACGAGAACGAGCUUUCCUCAGAGCAGAGAACUACCGAAGGCAAGUCAAAGAAUAUUACGACCGCAAGGUCAGAGCAAGGGAAUUCCGAGUAAGGGACUUGGUACUCAGGAAAAGGGAAGCCAGUCAGCCUACAGAAGGGGGAGAGUUUGCCAAAAGCUACGAAGGACCAUACAAGGUCACAGCUGUGCUCAGGCCAGGCACCUACAAGCUCUCCACGCUUGAAGGUCGCGAACUCGGCAGGCACUGGAACACGCACAAUCUUAUUUCUUUCUACAUGUAAGGCACUGAGAACCGUAACCAGUCGGCCUCGGUAGCUAAAAAAAAAUUCUACUUAAUGAAAUACUCGCUUCCACGCGAAUUCUGUUUUUUGCUUUACGCAGUUUAUAGACGCUGCUUAGCGCUAUCGGGCUCCCACGCCACGAUUUCUUGGCCUCACGCGGUCUUUCGCUUUACGCGAACUAAGUCCCUUUGUGCUCCCACACACAUCACAAGAAACACAUUCCAACCGU